This is a messenger RNA of Striga hermonthica, 264 nucleotides long. NCBI's taxonomy places the organism in Eukaryota, Viridiplantae, Streptophyta, Magnoliopsida, Lamiales, Orobanchaceae. The record is from the annotation of a GenBank genome assembly.
AUGUCGAGCGCUCAAUUUAAUGCUGGACAAGCUCACGGCCAAGCUCAGGGCCAGACUGAGCAAUGGAUCGAGUCGGCUAAAAGCACCGCAAGUCAGGCCCACGACAAAGCCUGCGAUGCGGCCGGGAAGACCCAAGAGCAAGCCCAACUUAGUAAGGAGGAAACAACUGGAUUCCUUCAACAGACGGGAGAACAAAUUACUCAUUUGGCUCAAGGCGCGAUUGAUGGUGUGAAGAAUACUCUUGGGAUGGGCGAUAAGAAGUGA